Molecule: messenger RNA, 275 nt
Organism: Baudoinia panamericana UAMH 10762
Lineage: Eukaryota; Fungi; Ascomycota; Dothideomycetes; Mycosphaerellales; Teratosphaeriaceae
Exons: 1
Coding region: 83-262 (59 amino acids)
Source: RefSeq, a predicted model, not a curated record
GUAAGCAUACACAGAUAUCAGCUCGCUAAUCGACCACAACAUUGCUAACCUUCCCAUCCCGGUAUAGGUGCAAGAUCCAGCUAUGGCGACAACCAAGUCGCACGUUCGCGCAGUCUCCCUGAGAAACGUCAAGAGGCGCUUCUCAAAGCCUAUCAAGGACGUACCGUGGAAUUUGCUCGAGCUUUCUCAUCAUUGGGACGACGGACUACGUCCGGCUUUCUUGGUGAGUGAAGCGAUAUGCAGUCAAACUCCAAGUUGUUGAGUGGGUUGCUGAC